This is a messenger RNA of Aphanomyces invadans, 589 nucleotides long. RefSeq lists its product as hypothetical. The record is from RefSeq and is a predicted model, not a curated record. The coding region runs from base 37 to 561 and encodes 174 amino acids. The transcript has a single exon. Gene Ontology annotation, cellular component: membrane. NCBI's taxonomy places the organism in Eukaryota, Oomycota, Saprolegniomycetes, Saprolegniales, Verrucalvaceae.
CUCACACCCAAAAUUUCCAUCCUCCCCAGCCGGGCGAUGCCAUCUCCUCUUGACACAAAGGUCCUCAUCGGCGCCACAGGCAUCCUCUGCAUCAAGCUGUACGUGACCCUCAUGAUCCAAGGUGGCAAGCGGUUUGCGGCGGGAACACGACCGCCUGAGGACCAAAUGCUAAAGAUGUUUAACCCGUCGAAGCAACGACAAACGUUCGGCGUGGUCGACCACGCCGCUGCAGCCAAGAAGAGCGAGGACAAACCUGCCAGUGGCUUGCGUGAAAAGCCGACGGAUCGAGCCGUGGAAGACGACAUUCGAUGGGAACGCAUUGUCCGCAAUGACUUGGAAAACAUCCCGAUUGGGUUGUUGACCGCGUGGGCCGCCGUCAACUCUGGCGGCAAUGUGGUCGUCAAUACUGGGGCCAUCGCGGCGUUCACGUUGUUUCGCGUCCUGCACACGUAUGCGUACGCCAAGCAAUUGCAACCCCACCGCGGCUACAUUUGGUUUGGUGGUGUCUUGAGUGUCGUCACGCUGGUCGGGAACUCGUUUUACGGACUGUCCAAAUUGUAAUGAAAACAGCGCGCCAAUUUUCUUCUCA